This is a messenger RNA of Meloidogyne enterolobii, 263 nucleotides long. Lineage: Eukaryota; Metazoa; Nematoda; Chromadorea; Rhabditida; Meloidogynidae. The record is from the annotation of a GenBank genome assembly.
UUCAACAUUUUAAUGAUAUAAACAACCGGAAAUUAGAAGGAUCUAAAAAAAUUAUAGCAACUUUCGAAGACAUGCAUUUAAAUAUAGAAUAUGAAAAGGAAUAUUUGAGGGAAAAAUACGAUAUUUUUGGCAUAAAACCUGAGAAUAAAUAUAUAAAUUUAAAAGAAAUUCCACAAAUUGUUAGUGAGUUGAAAAGUGAUGAGUCUACGUUGAUUAUAAUGAUACAGUGUAAUGUUUUAAAUUUUUUAAUAAAUUUAGGUUAA